AUGGCACCAAGAGGACAGCGCACGUACUCUCGCCAAUGCUUCAUUGCCCUUAUUAUUGGAUUUCUAGCCCUCACAUUCAUUACUCUUGCUAUCUUCCGCGAUCAACUGCUGUCCGCCAUCCGAUCUGUCAGCUUCAUUCAUCCCACCACUAAUUGCCCAUCAACCCUGACAACAACGCCUAUGCACCAUGAGCACCACGCGCAUCAUGAGAAUCAAGCCUUCGUACCAACUGUGUAUGCUGACAUCAAAAUUCUUGAUGAGCUUCCCCAAGCAAAUGUCCUCUGGGUAAAUCAGAGCUCCUCCUCAAAGCCUGAAGCGUGGGGUAUCUCUAUGUUCCAUGCCCUUCACUGCGUGAAGAUGUGGAGAGACUCCCUCAAUCCAGCUACAAUGAUGAGCUCACAUGUUCACAGUGAGAGUGAAUAUUUUGAGCACGCAGAGCACUGCAUUAGUUAUCUGACUCAGUCCCUUGUGUGCGCCGCAGAUGGGACAAUUGAGCCGGCGGAAGAUAUUGUGAUGGAAAAUAAGCACGGACGGAGAAUUCAUGGAAUGGGAUACACGCAUCAAUGCAGAGAUACAAGUCUUUUGUUUGAGAUGAAUGGGAAAGAAAAUUUGCCACUUGGUCCAUGGAAUGGUCUUAGAAUUGUUGAAGACAGCUUUGUUCGCGGCACACUGCAGUCACUUGAUCAGAAUAUGAAGACGUUCUAA
Penicillium maclennaniae is the source of this 705-nucleotide messenger RNA. RefSeq lists its product as uncharacterized. The coding region runs from base 1 to 705 and encodes 234 amino acids. The record is from RefSeq and is a predicted model, not a curated record. Gene Ontology annotation, biological process: mycotoxin biosynthetic process. The transcript has 3 exons. Lineage: Eukaryota; Fungi; Ascomycota; Eurotiomycetes; Eurotiales; Aspergillaceae.